Molecule: messenger RNA, 2552 nt
Organism: Mercenaria mercenaria
Lineage: Eukaryota; Metazoa; Mollusca; Bivalvia; Venerida; Veneridae
Product: sodium-dependent neutral amino acid transporter B(0)AT3-like
Exons: 12
Coding region: 174-2273 (699 amino acids)
Biological process (GO): sodium ion transmembrane transport
Cellular component (GO): plasma membrane
Source: RefSeq, a predicted model, not a curated record
UAAGUCAGAUAAGAGCAGACAAACACUGGACACAGCGGGAGUUAGACCUGCAAGCAGACGACCAACAGCUGCAGAUACAUUUUCUCACUGCGUGAAAGCAUUUCUGCUUGUGGCACAACGAAAGGUUUAGCAAAUACAUUGAGAGACUGUAAACAGUGAAGAGAUAUUUCAGUAUGGAUACGAAAAAAGUAGAGAUGAUCAAGUCGGAGACAGCGGCUGUGGCAGAUUCUACGGAUGGACUUAUACCCAGGAGGAAAGGCUCCAGCGAUACUGAGACGACAGAUUCUACGGACAGUCGGGAAUCUUGGGAUAACAAGGCCCAGUAUAUCCUCGCAGUUGUCGGCUUUGCCGUCGGGCUAGGAAAUGUUUGGCGGUUCCCGUACCUUGCACAGAAAAAUGGAGGAGGAGCUUUUCUCAUACCUUAUACAAUAAUGCUGGCUAUAGAAGGGAUUCCUAUCUUCUAUCUGGAACUUGCUAUUGGACAAAGACUGAGAAAGGGUGCCGUCGGCGUAUGGAACGAUAUAUCACCGUAUCUUGGAGGAAUUGGUAUCGCAAGCGCCGUAGUAUCGUUCUGGGUGGGGUUUUACUAUAACACGAUUAUUGCGUGGUGUCUGUAUUACCUUGUGCAGAGUUUCAUGUCUCCGUUACCUUGGUCUGAAUGCCCGACAACGGUCGCCGGUAAUUCAACAAAAGUCAUUGGUGAAUGUCAGCUAAGUAGUCCGACGACGUACUUCUGGUACCGGGAGACAUUGAAUAUAUCUUCUGACGUCGCAGACGGCGGCAGUAUGAACUGGUGGAUUGUCGUGUCAUUACUAGUUGCUUGGCUUAUCGUCUUCUUCUGCAUCUGUAAAGGAAUUGCUUCAAGCGGAAAGGUUGUUUAUUUUACGGCAACAUUUCCUUACCUCGUGCUGGUCAUUUUCUUCUUCCGAGGAGUGACUCUGGAUGGUUUCCACCACGGUGUCCGACACUUCUUCGUUCCUGACUUUGGUAGGUUAAUCGAUCCUCAAGUAUGGUUGGAUGCAGCAACACAAAUAUUUUUCAGCCUUGGUCUAGCUUUCGGCGGAUUAAUUGCCUUUGCUUCGUACAUGCCGAUCAGAAACAACUGCUUUAAAGACGCUGUUUUGGUUUCCGUCGUCAACUGCGGUACCUCUGUCUUUGCCGGCGUCGUCGUUUUUUCAAUACUAGGAUUCAAGGCAACUCAAAGUUACAACAGUUGUAUGACGAAGCGAAACUAUGAGAUCGAACGGUUGUUUAAUACGACAGACAUUAUUGUGCCAACAACUGGGGCGGUAACAAACUUUACAUUGUACGAUAACAUGACGGAUGUCUGGUACAAUGUGGUCGGAGAGAUGCCGGAAUUACCAGCUUGCGAUUUAAAACAGGAAAUUGAAAAGUCAGCAUCAGGGACUGGCCUUGUAUUUAUGGCUUUCACUGAAGCUAUCAAUCAGUUCCCGAUAGCACAGCUCUGGUCCGUGCUUUUCUUCCUGAUGUUACUGGCCCUUGGUCUCGACAGUAUGUUUGGCAUGGUGGAGAGCGUUGUUACGUCCCUAAUGGACUUGAACCUUAUACCACAAGCAAAGAAAUGGCAAUAUUUCUGUGCAAUAUGUAGCGGGUCUUUCGUUAUGUCCCUAUGUUUUGCUAACCAAGCUGGCGCCUAUAUAUUUACCUUGUUUGACGAGUACAGCGGCAACCUGCCACUCCUGAUUGUUGCUCUUUUCCAAGUUAUCUCAGUAUCCUAUAUCUAUGGUUUAAAAAGGUUUGGAGACGACAUCGAGUUAAUGACAGGACAGAGACCCAACUGGUAUUGGUUGGCCUGCUGGAAGUAUAUUUCACCUUUAGCUAUGUUUAUCAUACUGCUUGCUAGUCUGGGCAAGAUGUCCACAGGAACAACGUAUGAAGCCUGGCAUAGGCAUUUGGGAGAAAACGUAACACAGGCAUGGCCGGGAUGGUGUAAGUUUCUCGCAGCGUUUCUGAUUCUCACACCGACUUUGUGGAUCCCAGGAGUCGCAAUAGUUAAAUACUUCAGACUGUAUGAUUGGUCCCAACCUGAACCAGCAUUUUUCCCGAGGGAACUACUUCAGGAAGAGCUUGCCUUAAGAAAAGAUAAUAGCCGCAAAUCCGAGUCAAAAUGGCGGGCAAGUUGGGAACAUAAACUCUUCUACUGGAUGCCGGUGUGUGGAGUAACAUAUGAAACUGGACUGGGAAAUCAUGUAGAAACAAUAGUUGAAGCAGAUACGGCCUCGGUAGAUUCAGGGGAGGAGUCACCUUGCUAACAGUGAGAAAAGAAAGACUGUAAAUGUAGCUUACAGAAUUGUCAGGAAUCGGUCUGAUCACAUACACAUGUAGCUUACAGAAUUGACAGGAAUCGGUCUGAUCACAUACACGUGUAGCUUACAGAAUUGACAGGAAUCGGUCUGAUCACAUACACAUGUAAGCUAAGGAACUUCAGCACCAACUGUAAACGCGAGUUUAACAUGUUUUUCUCUAAGAUUUUGUACCUUGAUCUUAAUAUUUUAUACUUUAUUUUUAUAUUUUCAAUAAAGUCACUUGGA